Molecule: messenger RNA, 1269 nt
Organism: Trypanosoma brucei brucei TREU927
Lineage: Eukaryota; Euglenozoa; Kinetoplastea; Trypanosomatida; Trypanosomatidae
Exons: 1
Coding region: 1-1269 (422 amino acids)
Molecular function (GO): calcium ion binding
Source: RefSeq, a predicted model, not a curated record
AUGCCGUUGUUGUAUGCCUCAAGAGCCAAACACACUCGCUUUAAGUCCAUAGUGCAGAGAACCCGCCGUCUGCUGUGUAAUGGGGCGUCUGGAGCGAAUGGUAUACGGAAGUUGAGCCGCGGUUGCGGCAUAGCAGUGGAUAGCGGGGGUCAAUCAAUGGAAAAGGCAAAAUUUGUUGAGGCGCUUGAGGAAAGCGGCGUAUCGUUGGACAGCGAAGACAUUGAAGCAAUUGUUCAUGUGCUGGAUAGAAGUGGUGAUGGUGUUCUCGAUCCGACUGACUUUAUUGCGGCCCUUCGACGUAACCUCACACCACUGAAACUGACGUGGAUUACACGUGUAUGGUACACCUUUACUCAAAGUAAGGACGGGUCCGUGUACAUUGAUGAGGUUCUCAGCUCAUAUAACGCCGCCGGACACCCCGAUGUCGUUCAGAACAUUCGGUCGGAGCAGGGAGUCCGCUCAGAGUUUGAAGCUGCCUUCAGCACAACAACAAAUCCAGAUGGUGCCAUCACGCGGCAAGAAUUCGAACAGUACUGUUCCGGGGUCGCUGCGUUGUGCGCCAAUGACCUUGAGUUUCUAACGUUGAUGCGCGGUGUGUGGCCCGCUAGCGUCCGAACCCCACUGGAUGAAGAGACCAUGAGAACUCACAGAGAACAAAACCCCUGCAACAUGACCUUCAGUUCCUACCAGACUGCAGCAGAGAAGGGUGCCGUUACCGAUGUGAGAACUACCGUCGCAGUGGUGGAUGAUAUAAUCCUCAGCAGUCAUCGACCGGUUGUGAUCCAAUCCCCGUUGGCGGUCCGUCAACUGUCUAUUGCGCUACGCCGGCAGGACGUGCAGCGAAACUUCUUUCUUUCGCGUGAAACCUUCCUAGAAGUUUUGCGCGGACACCGGCUAUACUUAAAGGAUCCUGAGAGUGCCCUCACCGUUCUGGACACCGCAGGCGAUGGGUCAGUGGAUUAUCUUCUCUACAUGAAUCUCUUGCUUCCACCCCUCCCACCAGCCCGAUUGAUGAUGCUUGAGCGACUUUGGGAACUAUUCCCGAAGGACACGUGCGGGACCGCUGAUGUCAUCGAGUUGCACAAACGGUUCAGUGCGGAGGAUGGUGAGGAGCAGGAUGCGUUUCUUACCGCCUGGGAUGUUCGGCAGGCGCUGUACCGACGUUUCACCUUCGAGGAAAUUGUCGAGUGGCAUACUCCCCUAAGUGCUAUGUUCGAAUUAGACAACGACUUUGAGACAAUGUUAAAGAAACGAUGGGACUUCUCCUAA